Molecule: messenger RNA, 2293 nt
Organism: Epinephelus fuscoguttatus (brown-marbled grouper)
Lineage: Eukaryota; Metazoa; Chordata; Actinopteri; Perciformes; Serranidae
Gene: opn4xa
Product: opsin 4xa
Exons: 13
Coding region: 128-1900 (590 amino acids)
Biological process (GO): visual perception; G protein-coupled receptor signaling pathway
Cellular component (GO): membrane
Molecular function (GO): G protein-coupled receptor activity
Source: RefSeq, a predicted model, not a curated record
CCCAUCCUUGAAGUAUCUGCAUGGUGUUGCAGUGAUCCUCCACAUCAGUCCUCACAAUUCUCUCUGCCCUCUUCAUCCCUAAAGCGCCACAGAGAAUAUUAAAUUGUUCUGAAAACAUCUCCCUGCAAUGCUCCCCUUGCCAGUGCAUGCUGGGAUAGCCUCCAGGCUCCCAUUUACCCUGAACAGGAAUAAGCAGGAGACCAUGCUGGGUUAUCUCCUCUGGGUCGGCAUGCACAGUGCAGAAAUGGACGUGGAACACGGAUUCUAUCGGCAGGUGGAUGUCCAGCCCCAUGCUCACUACAUCGUUGCCUUCUUUGUCUUGGUGAUUGGAACAGUGGGUGUUACUGGAAACGCUUUGGUCAUGUACGCCUUUUCCUGUAACAAGAAGCUACGGACAGCCCCCAACUUUUUCAUCAUGAACCUGGCAGUCAGUGACUUCCUCAUGGCAAUCACACAGUCGCCCAUCUUCUUCGUUAACUCUCUUUAUAAGGGGUGGAUUUUUGGUGAAACAGGCUGUAAAAUGUAUGCCUUCUGUGGAGCUUUAUUUGGAAUCACUUCCAUGAUCAACCUCCUGGCCAUCUCUGUAGACCGCUACAUCGUCAUCACCAAGCCCCUGCAGGCCAUACAGUGGACAUCCAAGAGACGCACUUGCCUCAUUAUUGCCUUGGUCUGGCUGUACUCACUAGCCUGGAGCCUUGCACCUCUUUUGGGGUGGAGUUCGUACAUACCAGAGGGCCUGAUGACCUCAUGCACAUGGGACUAUGUGACAUCUACUCCUGCCAAUAAAAGUUAUACGUUGAUGCUAUGCUGCUUUGUGUUCUUCAUCCCUCUGGGCAUCAUAUCUUAUUGUUAUCUGUGCAUGUUCCUGGCAAUCCGUCAUGCAAGCAGAGAUGUGGAGAAGUUGGGGUAUCAGGUGAGGAAGUCCACCCUGAUCCAGCAGCAGUCCAUCAAGACUGAAUGGAAACUGGCCAAGAUUGCCUUUGUGGUCAUCAUAGUGUUUGUGCUUUCCUGGUCGCCCUAUGCAUGUGUCACCCUCAUCGCCUGGGCUGGAUACGGAAGCAUCCUCAGUCCUUAUUCCAAAGCUGUCCCUGCUGUUAUAGCCAAGGCCUCGGCCAUCUACAACCCUUUCAUCUACGCCAUCAUUCACUCUAAAUACAGGGACACCAUGGCAGAAAAGGUUCCCUGUCUACACUUCCUCGCCCAGGCCCCCAGGCGGAAGUGCAUGUCAGUGUCACACAGCGAAACCUCCCUCAGGGACUCGAUGCUGAGCAGACAGUCAUCGGUCUCCAAAACCAAGUUUUACAGAGUUUCAUCCAUGUCUACAUCAGACACACAGGUUUGGAGUGAUGUGGAGCUGGAUCCUAUGGACCAGAGCCACUGUGUGAGGUCCAGCUAUUCCCUUGGAGCUCUGAGGGACAAAGACCACAAGUCAUUAGCUAAGCAGACCAAAGUAAAGGGAAGCCACAGCCAGGAGCAGAUCCACAUCCCAGAGUGGGGCUCUUUGAGCAGAUGUGACCGCACCCUAUCGCCUGAGUCUGUCAACACAGUAAUGCCCCCGACCUUGGGGAGGAGAAGGGAGGAGAAUCCUGGAAGUUGGACUAAACAGGAUGAUAAGCAAGAGAACAAGGGUGAACGUGGACAGAGAGAGGCACAGCAAGUAAAGAAGGAGAAAAAUGAGCAGGAGUUGCAGAUCUGCAUACAGACAGACUCUACGGACAGCGUUGUUUGUGUGCACUCCCAAAGGAUCAUUGGACCCAACUCAAAGAAAGGCCCUCUGGAUCACGGCGAUAGUGAGGCAAAGCAAAGCACACAAAGCAGACAGAGAGAACUGUUGCUGGAUUUACAGCUUCUGGACUGUCCUGCUCAGGUGUUUGAGUCUGUGCAAAGAUUUCUAAGCUAAAUGUUAAAUAUGUUUAUUUAUCUAUGUGGCUUUGUGUGACCGUUGCACAGCAGAGUAAACGCAUAUGGGUUUUUUUUGUUCAGAGAUGUUGAGGUAAUCUCUUUAAGCAGCUGUUCAAAUUUCUAUCUCAACUGUUUAGCAAUGCAACCAAAUACAUUUGUUUAUUGGUUUUAUCGUAUUCACACAGCUGUUAAUGUCAUUGACGUACUGUAAACCUCCUCUGUUCGAGCUUGCUGUUAACAUACAAGAUAAUGCUACCCAUGUUUUUGUUAAAGUCCACGGUAUAAACAACACUGUCACAGUCAAGAAAAAAAAGUCUUACAAAUGGAACUUGAACUUCAAAUAACUUUUUUUAAAAAGUUCAAAAUAUAUAAUGCACUUUUGUAAAAAAAA